GUUAUGUUCCUUGCAGUUCAUGUGGAACUAGUUCUUUAGAAUUACCCUGCAAGAAACGUAACCGCGGAUACGACAUCCACUAGGGAUUUUGGCGUCCAAUGUAUUUCGCCAUAUUUAGUACUGGCUCCUGGGGGUUAAUUGCAGUCGUCCGAAUAAAUAUUACUUUGAAUUCUUGUUCAAUUUUUGUAACGGUUUUGCACAAGAUUCACUUAAUUCCGAGAUGUCACAACCACACAGGCCAGCGCCACCUCCCCCACCUGUAAGAAAAGGUCAAGUUCAGGCUUUUGAGGCUAUGGGAAGCUACAAAGCGAAACGUGACUGCGAACUGUCGUUUGAGGAGGGAGACAUUCUUUUCGUUUUGGACCGAACCGAUGCUAACUGGUGGCAGGCAAAAAUAGACAACAAGACUGGAUACAUCCCCAGCAAUUAUGUAAGCAGUGACAAUGUCAAAAACGCCCAUCAUUGAUGCUGCCCGUCGGGGUAACUUAGAGUUUGAUGGAGGAAUGUCUUUCUGCUGGGAUUUCUGUGAACACUUUGGACAAGAGUGGAUCAUCUGCUCUU
Macrobrachium nipponense is the source of this 561-nucleotide messenger RNA. Its product is annotated as osteoclast-stimulating factor 1-like. The transcript is spliced from 5 exons. The coding region runs from base 221 to 466 and encodes 81 amino acids. Lineage: Eukaryota; Metazoa; Arthropoda; Malacostraca; Decapoda; Palaemonidae. The record is from RefSeq and is a predicted model, not a curated record. Gene Ontology annotation, molecular function: protein binding. Gene Ontology annotation, biological process: signal transduction.